AUGCCUGGUGGUGGGCCUGAGAGCCAGGCAGUUUGCGGUCUUGGCACCGCUGGGCACUGGGACAAGGGCAUCGGUCGUCUUCCCAGCAUAAUGCCCUCUUCUCUGGUGUUUCCCUUUCUAAGCUGUGAAGGCCUGCUCAGGGGUGCCUGUGAGCCCAGAGCGGGGGGCCUCUCCUGCCUCCCCACUCUGGACAUGAAGAAGGACAUCGAGGCUCUGGUGGCAGAGGAGAAAGCCGAAAUCAUUGCCAAGUACCGGAGGGGGAGACAGCACGGGGCUCGCAUUGACCCAUGGGAAGAUGCCGACUUCUCCCUUUACAAAGUCACAGAUCGCUUCGGGUUCCUGCAUGAGAGCGAACUGCCCAGCCGGAGCGCCCAGGAGGAGAAGCAAAAGGUCCAGGAGAUCGAGCGGGUGGACAAGUGGCUGAAAAUGCUCAAGAAGUGGGACAAGUACCGGGCUAGCGAGAAGAUGGCUCGGAGGGUCUACAAAGGGAUCCCCCUGCAAGUACGGGGCCAAGUCUGGGCCCUCCUCCUGGAUGUGGAAAAGGUGAAGACGGAGAACCCUGGCAAGUACGAGGAAAUGAAAGAGAAAGCCCGGAGCGCCUCGGCCGAGAUCAAACAGAUCGACCUGGACAUCAACCGCACCUUUCGGAACCACAUCAUGUUCCGAGAGCGCUACGGACUGAAGCAGCAGGCCCUGUUCCACGUGCUGUCGGCCUACUCCGUCUACAACACGGAGGUGAGCUACUGCCAGGGCAUGAGCCAGAUCGGCGCCAUCCUGCUGAUGUACCUGAACGAGGAGGACGCCUUCUGGGCGCUGGCCCAGCUGCUGGCCGACCAGAGGCACGCCAUGCACGGCUUCUUCAUGCCCGGAUUCCCCAAGCUGCAGCGCUUCCAGGACCAUCACGAGCAGAUCCUGGGCAAGGCGCUGCCCAAGCUGAAGAAGCACCUGGACAAGGAGCAGAUGGCCACCGGCAUCUACACCACCAAGUGGUUCCUGCAGUGUUUCAUUGACCGGACCCCGUUCACCCUGACCCUGCGCCUGUGGGACGUGUACAUCCUGGAGGGCGAGCGGGUGCUCACGGCCAUGGCGUACACCGUGCUCAAGCUGCACCGGAAGCGCCUGCUGAAGAUGGCCCUGGAGGAGCUGCGGGAGUUCCUGCAGGAGAAGCUGGCCGGCCCGUGGCCCCACGAGGACGACGCCGUGUUGGAGCAGCUGCAGGCCUGCAUGGCGGAGCUGCGCAGGAUGAAGUGCGAGCUGCCCCCCCCAGCCAAACCGGACGAGCUUCCCAAGAAGCCGCCGCCGCCGGCAGCGGAGCUCUCGAGCAAGGCGGUGCCCCCCGUGGGUCCCUCCGACGGGGCACCCCCUCACGACAGCUUCUCUCGCGCCCAGGAAGAGCCUCUUCCCCCCGCCAGCACCCCUGAGCGGCCCCGCCGGCCCUGGACCAGCAUGCCCAGCCUCGCAGGCCCCGCGCAGGUGGGCGCAGAGGAUGGGGGCGGCCAGCUGCGAGACUGACCCCAUGAGGGCAGCAGGGGGGACCCGGGCAGUAAAGUCGGCAAGCGCGG
Molecule: messenger RNA, 1562 nt
Organism: Monodelphis domestica (gray short-tailed opossum)
Lineage: Eukaryota; Metazoa; Chordata; Mammalia; Didelphimorphia; Didelphidae
Product: USP6 N-terminal-like protein
Biological process (GO): regulation of GTPase activity
Molecular function (GO): small GTPase binding; GTPase activator activity
Source: RefSeq, a predicted model, not a curated record